UGGCUAUGAGACUGAACGAAAGGGACAAAAUCGAUCUCCAAUGGAUUAACCUGUUUGAGCGCGAGGUAGAAACCCGACUGCGCUUCGAGGCAGGCUGGUUGGAGGUGUAAAAAAUUAGAAACCUUUGCGCUCACUUUUUGGCAGGCUUGUCGUUAUAGUACAGCCGCUCACUUCAACACUUGUAAGCUAUGACAUCAGUUAGCGUGGCUACUUGAAAGAUCGCGCGCGGGGCGGGGGUGCAGCCGACGCACGUGCGCGGAAUAAGCAAGGCAAGUUCGCAAUUCUCUUGUCAAAUCGAUCGCAGCUCGGGAGGAGUGUGCGAGGCGCAGUUAUCAUCGCAGACUUCCCCAUCACUCACAGUCCCAGCGGUUCCGCAGGAAGACAGCUGUUAAUAACCUAACAAGCAUGUCUGGAACAUUAUAAGGUCAUUAGUCUACUAACCCCCAUAUGGAUUUACGCACUUCUUUUCUGAGAUUCAAACGCUGACGGUGCUUUUCGCUUUUUCUUUUCCGUCCUCUUUCAUUCAUCUCGUCGGUGAUGUGUGGCGAAGAGAUUCGUAAAAUAAUGGUUAUAUUCGGUUUGUGAACUCUCCGUUCUGCUCUCCGUGUGACGGACAGGCGACUAUUGAGCUGGAGUGAGUAGAAAGUAAGCUCAUUUAAAACAAACAUCCGUCUUCAGGACUCCUGCCACCUUCUGAAGCAAGGAGAAUGCCCUCGCUUUCAUAAACGGAGGAUCUGAACAGUGAUUGAGGAAGCGAGUGAAGAUAGAGGAGGACAAAGAAGUAGACAUGGCUGGCUCACAGGGAAGAGAGUGAACGAGAACACAAGACAGAAAGAUGAAGCUGUGGGGGCAGUCAGUGUGGCCAUUGCAGGUUGUACUCUUGGUCACCUUGGUAAUGUGUUCGUGCCAGUCGGUUUCUGCGGGUACACGGAGUCUGCGGGGACACACAGCUUCGUACCAGGUGAAGCAGGGAACCUGUGAGGUGGUGGCCAUCCACCGGUGCUGCAAUAAGAACAAGAUAGAGGAACGUUCACAAACCGUCAAGUGCUCCUGCUUCCCUGGUCAGGUGGCUGGUACGACACGUGCACAGCCUUCUUGUGUGGAGGCUUCCAUUGUGCUGCAGAAGUGGUGGUGCCAAAUGCACCCAUGUUUGGAUGGCGAGGAGUGUAAAGCUCUUCCAGACCUGACUGGUUGGUCCUGCAGCACCGGUAACAAAGUCAAAACCACCAAGGUCACUCGAUAGCAAGAACCAUUGAUGCUGUACCAAGAGCCUCAAGACUCCUUACCAACCCCUAAUGGAAAAUAAGACCCUCUUGUUUAAGACACUGACAUUGCAGAGGAUUCCAUACAUGUGAAAGAUGGACAAACUCACUGUAGACUAUAGAUGGCUACCUUGCUUCGACAGAAGAUAUGAGGAUGGACAAGGAUCUCUGUAUAAACCCGAGGUUCCAUUAAAGAUGCUGGACACACAGGUGCUCCUGUGAGAGACUGCAUUUGUCAGCUGAAAGUGACUUUUUGGAUUUCCACCGGCUGUCUUGUGUGUAUGUGUGUGCAUGUGUGAGACAGAUAGUAGGGACUUGUAGGACAAACUGUGGACAGUUCAGGCCUGUCUUGGAGCUUGUGUGUCUGUGUGUAAAUGUAUGUUAGUCAGGUUGAUGAUGAUGAGACAGUAGUUGAACACUGUUUAUCCGCUUUCCAGCACACAGCAAACUUUAUAUUCAUGUGUAGGGUGGGUAUUGCUCUGAAUGUGUGAUUCACAAGAUAUCAAUUGCUCUUUUGGAUCCAAUGUUUCCUUUAAGUCAUCUUGCAGUUCUAAUUAAGGUUGCUGAAUAGGAUCAUAACAACAAAUAAAAAAAUUCAUGGGCGACUUUUCUGCACUAGAUAAGAUCAUAUGGAGAAGUUUUCCAUUUUCUAUUCUUCUAUUGUCUGUGUAAGAUGGAAUUCAAGAGAGAAACAUUUAUUAAGCUUCCUUUCACAAAUGUGCAAAGUAGAAAUGCAAGUGAUUUAGUCAUCAGUAAAACAAUGGUAAACUGCAGUUUUAUACAGCUCCUCCUUGCUGUAUAAUGUUAUGUAAUGUGAGCUUUACAGACGCAAUCCCCUUCAAAAAAAGUUUGACAGCUGGCUAAAAAUCUAUGUUACCCUGUAAAAAGAUCCACAAACCACUUAAAGGUGCACUAAGUAAAUUUUUUUUACUAGAUUUAAAACCUAAAUAAAUUAAUACUAUGGAUAAAUGUGUUUAAAAUGCUGAUAACUUAAAAAUAAAAGUUGUUUUAUUCUGCAAAUGGCAUAAUGGACCAUGAUGCUUUGAUCACAUAACUUGCCAAAAUACAACUCAUUGGCAACCCCUAUAACCAGGCACUGUUGGUUUCAGAAUAAAUCAAUAAGAGGGUGCCAAAUGCUACGGAGCCCCUCACAUAAUAAAUAAAUUGUGCGCACGAUUUACUAAUUUGUUCCCUUGAUGUACUAAAACGUGCACACGAUUACUAUUUCAUUCCCUCGAUUUGCUUAACCAUGCAGACAAUUUAACAAUUUGUGCACGAUUUAGCAAAUCGAGGGAACAAAUUAGUAAAUUGUGUACACAAUUUAGCAUACUAUUUUUUUCCUGUAUGCCAUGUGCGGGGCUCCGUAAAAUGCAUCUGCAUAAAAAACUAAACAAAAAACUUUUGCAGUACAUCCUCGUCACUAGGUGUCAGUAUAAAAUUCUAGUAAUCUGUAAGUGAAACAUAACCAGAAAGUUACUUGGUGCACUUUUAAACAAGGAAAUACAGUAUCUUGUUUUUUCCAUUCUGCUUUCUGGUUUAACUGUGAAGCUCUCAAAAGUACUCUGUGAAGUUCUGAAAACAGGUUAGCAAUGUGCCGACUGAGAUAAUGAACAUGUUUAAAGAUAAGCUCCAAUGUCAUGAGGCAUAACUCAUGCCCGAUACUGCAACAAAAUAAAGUUUGAAAUAGAAUUAGCUUCACCAUUCAACACUGGUUUUCUAAUCUCACUGUGUCCCUCCACAGGCUCUAGCCUAAUCUAAACUUGAAUUCUGAACUUGAAUCGGCCCUUUUGUUCGCUCUUGCUGAAUAUUACCUUUUCCAGGGUUGGAUCGAACUUGCAGAGAGACGCUGUCCAUUGUGUCUUUAUCUCUGUAUGUCUUUCCCAGGACUCUGGUGGCUUGUGAAGUGUCGAAUGAGGUUUUCUCCCUACAAGACAGCCCUGUACGCUAGGCUCGCCCUGGGCCUGCCCAGACGUCUUCCAGGCUUCAAAGCCCCUUCAGACUCCAACCGUCUGCUUUGGGAGCUGUGAUGAAUGUAUCAGAACCACUGUGAUUCCAGUGUUGAGCCUUGGGAGAUAGGGUCGAGUGCCAUCUCGAAUUCUCAUUACUGAAGCCCAGGAUACCACCAGCCCUCUCCUGGGAUGGUCCAAGUGUAUUUUUAGGUCUGCUGCUAUUGGGAAAAGCUCAUCCUGUUCUCGUUUCAAGUGGUCAGCUGGAAAAUUUUCUCUUUUUUUUUUUUUCUGCAAAGGUGUGAAUGUUUGUGUCUGCCUGCAUAUGUUUAUCUACAGAUCCAGCGAAAAAGGCUUUGUUGUGUUGGGACGUUCUCCCGGGAAGCAGAAAGCCGCUAAAUCCUGAUGCGGACACAGAAUGAAGCCUCUUCGCUUGUCAUCCCGAGAGGCUGCUGUGCUCUGAGGAUGAACCUGAUACGUAGUCUGACCCAACAUCACAUUUGGUUCAAGAAUCAAUAUUUGAAGACAAUUUCUGCACCACUCCCUAGUGGCCGUGGCCUGUUGUUGCAGAUCUAGCCUGUCGCUGAGAGAAGAAAAAUGAGAUGAGAAUCGCCAGUAGGUCAGUGAUAUUUCAAAGCACAGCUGCACCGCAUUUGUAGAUGUGUUCGAGUGGUAUUGGCAGAACAAAUGCACAUGUGAGUCUAUGAUACUCAAAUGAUGUAUAUAUACACCCACUGUUUUUUAUACCACUAUGUACUUUAAACAGACUGGGAGGAGACGUGCCGUGCAUGGCCCACAAUUUCGAUUGGCGGAUCGAUGUUCUGCUCUGCCGGGCGACUUGAACCUCUUGUCGAAAUAAAGCAAAAGAGAAUGCCGAUUGCA
This is a messenger RNA of Cyprinus carpio (common carp), 4090 nucleotides long. Its product is annotated as TAFA chemokine like family member 4b. The record is from RefSeq and is a predicted model, not a curated record. NCBI's taxonomy places the organism in Eukaryota, Metazoa, Chordata, Actinopteri, Cypriniformes, Cyprinidae. Gene Ontology annotation, molecular function: receptor ligand activity.